CAUUUUUCUGAAGAUCAGAAAGAGGAGAGAGAGAGUGAGAAAGUAAGAGGAAAAAAAAAAAAACACUAGGUCAAGUAACAAACACAAGAAAUUAACUAAAAAGAUGGGAAGAGGAAAGAUUGAGAUAAAGAGAAUUGAGAACUCUAAUAACAGGAGCGUCACAUACUCGAAGAGAAAGAAAGGAAUAAUUAAGAAGGCCCAGGAGAUCAGUAUUCUCUGUGACGCUAAGGUUUCGCUUAUUAUCUACGGUCCCAAUGGGAAGAUCGUGGAUUUCUGCAGCCCUGAAACUACGUCGUUAAGUUUCAUCGCGGAAGAAUACCAAAGGCUCUCAGGAAAGAGGUUGUGGGAUCUCAAGCAUGAAAACCUCAACACUGAGAUUGAAAUGACCAAAAAAGAAAACGAAAACAUGGACAUCCAUCUAAGGCACAUGAAAGGGCAGGAAAUCCAAUCUUUAAACCACAGAGAGCUCAUGGCUUUAGAGGAUACACUUUAUAAUGGCCUCCAAAAUGUCCGUGCUGCGCAGAUGGAGUGCAUCAACCAACUUCGGCAAAAGGACGAGUUUCUGGAGUCGGAGAAUAAGCGCCUCACCUGUGAGUUGUUCCAAAAGAUGGGAAUGCAAGACGGCGUCCUGAGAUCAGACUACAAUUCCCACAUGUCGUUUGCUUUCCGCGUGCAGCCUAUGCAGCCAAAUCUACAGGAGAGGAUGUAAUUAAUUAAUGAUGAGAAUGCAAUUAAGAUAAAAUUGCUGGCUAUCUUGUUAAUUUAUAAUUAAUUAGGUAGUUAUAGAGGUGAUUAAAUUAAGCUUGUCAUGGUUAAGCACUAAGGACUUUGUAUGCAACGAUUAACUAGUGGCGUGCAUGCAUGCAACUUGCUACCUUCUGUGGUGUUUAUAUAUCCUAAUACAUAUUUAAGCUA
Morus notabilis is the source of this 915-nucleotide messenger RNA. Its product is annotated as floral homeotic protein PMADS 2. Gene Ontology annotation, biological process: positive regulation of transcription by RNA polymerase II. The coding region runs from base 104 to 709 and encodes 201 amino acids. Gene Ontology annotation, cellular component: nucleus. The record is from RefSeq and is a predicted model, not a curated record. Lineage: Eukaryota; Viridiplantae; Streptophyta; Magnoliopsida; Rosales; Moraceae. The transcript is spliced from 7 exons. Gene Ontology annotation, molecular function: DNA-binding transcription factor activity, RNA polymerase II-specific; protein dimerization activity; RNA polymerase II cis-regulatory region sequence-specific DNA binding.